GGCCCGGCGCUGGAGGACAGCCUCAACACGCUGUUCGCCCCCCUCAUCAUCUCCUGUGCGGCGCUGCUGGAGAAGCUCGCCGACACCUACACCUGCUUUGCCACCGAGCACGGACGACACCUCCACGUCCUGCAUAUGUUUGGGGACUGCCUGUACAUCGCGGUGAACGGUGACGAGACAGAGAGCGAAGAUGACCUGCGCCGGACUCUGUUCGUGCUGCGGCGCUUGGUGGAGGCUCACUGUGGCCUUGUCACGCUCGACGUCCACCUCAUCCGCAAGGAGUUGCGUCCAGCCGAUUCGGAGCAGCGAGAACGUGUCUGGAGCCUGCUGCGGGGCCUGUUGGAGACCUACAUCUGCCUGCGAGAGGUGGACCAGAGCUUUGCAGUGGAGGCCGUGGAGCGGCUGAUCCACCCUCAGUUGUGUGAGCAGUGCAUCGAGUUCCUGGAGCGGCAGGUGGUGCAGUACAUCAACACCAGCCCUGAGCGUGGUGGGGACGAGGUGGGCCAUGCCUUCCUUCUGGUGGACACCAAGCUGCUGGCCUUCUACUCCAGCCGCAAUGCCAGCUCCAUCCGUCCUGCCGACCUGCUCAUCCUCAUCCUCCUGGUGCAGGACCUGUACCCCAGCCAGAGCACUGAGGAGUUUGGCCCCCAGCCAACAGCAGGGAAGUUGCUCCCCCAGGGACCCAAGAGAAGCGAGAGCAUCGCUGUGAGCAGCCCUGGCUCCCAUGGAGCUGCAGAGAAGGACUCAGAUGACCAAGACACUGAUGCCUCCGUGCCCGAGGUUUACUACACACCUGAGCCCUCACCAGGUGGGCACAGCGUAGGCAGCGAGAGCUCGUCAGAGGGCGCUGAGACGCUGAGCACCGGGGAGGCAGAUGUUGCGGACGUCCAGAUGGCAGAGGACUUGCUCCAGACCUUGGGGCCUCUGGUCCCUGAAGCUUCAAACCCCAGAAGGAUCUUCCUGGAUGCCAACCUGCGGGAAGGUUACUGUCCAUUGCUGCCACACACGAUGCACUGCCUCCCGCUCUGGCCAGGCAUCUCCCUCGUCCUUCUGACCAAGGGCCCUACAACUCAGGUGGCCAUCACCUUGUACCAGUUGCUGGAUGGUUUCUUGGUGCUAGAGAAGAAGCUGGAAGAGGGGCCAGAGGUGGGAGCCCCACGCUCCUACCCAUUCCUGGCUGAGCUGCGGCAGCGCAUGGACAAGUUUGUGAAGAAGCUGGGCGGGCAGGACAUCCAGUUGCAGAACACCUGGGUGGACUUCAAGAACAAGAUAUUUUCUCGGAGUGAGCCUGGGAGCUCCCUGGAGCUGCUGCAGGCAGUGGCCAACAUGAAGCGGCAGCUCUGCUCCGUGUAUCGCCAGCUCUUCCUGGCCUCCACCAGCCACAGCCUGUCCCAGGGGCUGCUGGACCGUGCCCAGAAGCUGAUGAGGGAAAAGCUGCUGGACUGGCGGGACUUUCUGCUCGUGAAGAGCAAGCGCAAUAUCACCAUGGUGUCGUACCUGGAGGACUUUCCUGGCUUGGUGCACUUCAUCUAUGUGGACCGCACAGCUGGACAGAUGAUGGCACCGUCGCUCAGCAUGACAGAGGAGUCUGGCUCAGAGCUGGGCAAGGGCACCCUGGCCACCUUCAUCAAGAAGAAGGUCUGGUCUCUGAUCACAUUGGCCCGACGCUACCUACAGAAGGGCUACACAACUCUCGUGCUGCAGGAUGGUGACUACUGCUGCUCCUACUUCCUCUGGUUUGAGAACGAGCUGGGCUACAAGCUGGAAGUGAUGGAGGUGCCAGUUCUCUCCGAUGAUUCCGCUCCCAUUGGGAUGCUGGCAGGAGACUACUACAGGAAGCUGCUGCGUUACUACAGCAAGAACCACCAGGCAGAGGUAGUGAAGUGCUACGAGCUGCUGACCAUACACCUGGGCAUCAUCCCCUCUGAGCUCGUGGUCCAGCAGGCCUGUGAUUUGGCCCGGCGCCUCUGGGAGCCCUCCCGCAUCCCCCUGCUCUGA
This is a messenger RNA of Mesitornis unicolor (brown roatelo), 1998 nucleotides long. It is a transcript of the gene HPS1, whose product is annotated as Hermansky-Pudlak syndrome 1. Lineage: Eukaryota; Metazoa; Chordata; Aves; Mesitornithiformes; Mesitornithidae. Gene Ontology annotation, molecular function: guanyl-nucleotide exchange factor activity. Gene Ontology annotation, biological process: melanosome assembly; vesicle-mediated transport. Gene Ontology annotation, cellular component: BLOC-3 complex. The annotation marks the transcript as partial. The transcript has 17 exons. The record is from RefSeq and is a predicted model, not a curated record.